This is a messenger RNA of Gossypium arboreum, 2135 nucleotides long. RefSeq names its product ACT domain-containing protein ACR2. The transcript has 8 exons. NCBI's taxonomy places the organism in Eukaryota, Viridiplantae, Streptophyta, Magnoliopsida, Malvales, Malvaceae. The record is from RefSeq and is a predicted model, not a curated record. The coding region runs from base 477 to 1943 and encodes 488 amino acids.
UAAGAUAUUAAAUUCUAACAUUCCCUAAUUGAGAUUCCAAUAAGAUGGUGCUAAAACCACCAAUGCAUUUGACUUUCGUACGUGUCCCUUCUCAGACACACCCUUUUCCACAAAGCAUUCAUUCAAACCAAUCUCCUCCACUCGGUUUUAAGGUUUCCACAUUGUUUCUAUUUAACCUAAGCUACUAAUACCAUAAGCCAAUCACCACCCUCAUAAUAAUAAAAACCCAACCCCUAUUUCUCCUCCCUUCUAUUUGGAAUACCGAAGCUGUCUUUUCUCUCUUCUCGUGGUGUUCUUCUUCCUUGUUUCUUCUUCAAAGAGAAAGAGACAAGACAAAAAGAAAAAAGAAAAAAAAGACUGAAAGAAAUCACCUUCGAUUCCUCUUCUCUGACCAUCUGCGCCAUUACUGGGUUGGUUUAUCAGCUUGGUUUUUUUUUUCCCUUUUCCACUGUCAUUUAUAAACUACAUUUGUACUCAUGAUGGUUUGUUGGCCUUACUUUGAUCCUGAAUUUGAUAAUCUCCCAGAGAGAAUAUAUGGUCCCCCAUGUAGAGUUUGCAUUGACAAUGACAGCAUGGAGGAAUGCACGGUGAUAAAGGUAGAUAGCGUGAACAAGCAAGGGAUCCUCCUGGAAGUGGUGCAGGUGUUGACAAAUAUUAAUCUUACCAUCUUAAAAAGCUACAUUUCCUCUGACGCUGGAUGGUUCAUGGAUGUCUUUCAUGUUAAAGAUGAGCACGGCGACAAAAUCAGAGAUCAAAAUGUAAUUAACUAUAUCCAGCAGGCCAUAGGUACAGUUAGAGAGAUCGAAAACACGGUGAAGGCCAUGGCCUAUCGCAAUGACGUAUUCAACUCCGAUCAACUGAGCGAGCACACCGCUAUAGAAAUGAAAGGAACCGAUCGACCGGGUCUAUUUUCGGAGAUAUCAGCAGCCUUAGCUGAUCUCCACUGUAACAUUGUCGAGGCACAUGCAUGGAGCCACAAUGCUCGUUUGGCUUGCGUGGCCUACAUUUCCGAUCAAUCCACCGACACCCCGAUCGACGAUCCCCACCGCCUUGCCACCAUCGAGGGCCACCUCACCACUGUACUACGAGCCACAACUACACCUACCCAAAGUGAGUCGGAAAUAGCCAGCCCACAAGAAGUGAAGACAGCUGAGUUUGGUGAAGGGACCAAUAUGACCGAUGUGGAACGCAGGUUACACCAACUUAUGCUAUCAGCAGGUGAUUUCCAUAGGCCAGAAUUUGUGGCAAUGACGCCGCCACCAUCACCAAGAUCAGACGGUGAUGAAGAAGGAAGAAAAACGGUUGUAUCAAUUGAGAACUGUCACGAAAAAUGGUACUCCAUCGUCAGCAUUGAAUGUAAAGAUAGACCCAGGCUCAUGUUUGAUACAGUGUGUACGCUUACUGAUAUGCAAUACGUGAUUUUCCAUGCAUCAAUCAGUUCCCGCGAUGGCAGAUCCUUGCAGGAAUACUUCAUAAGACAUGUAGACGGAUACGCUUUGAGUUCUGAAAGUGAGAAAGAGAAGGUUAUAAAAUGCUUGGAAGCAGCUAUUGAGCGACGGGUUUGCGAGGGGGUUCGACUAGAACUGAGUGCAGAGAAUCGGGUCGGGUUAUUGUCGGACAUAACUCGGGUUCUAAGGGAAAACGGCCUGAGUGUAGUAAGAGCAGAUGUGAAAACCCAAGGAGAAAAGGCAGUGAAUGCUUUCUACUUGAAAGACAUUUUGGGGAAUGAAGUCGACACAAAUGUGGUGGAGUUGGUGAAGAAAGAGAUGGACGACGUUAUAGACUUUGAAGUGAAGAACGAUGGUGGGGGUGGCAGCAGCAGUCAGCAAGGUCGGUGCCUGUCAAGCUCGCCGCCGCAAAGGUCGCCGGGACUCUUCUCUCUUGGAGACGUUCUUAAGUCUCAAAUCCAACGCUUUUCUCAUAAUUUUAUCCCUACCAAUUAGUGAAGUUCGUUUAAAUAAAAUCACUUGGAUGGAGGGAGAGGGAUUGUAAAUAAAAAAAAUAAAAAAACAGGGUUCGUUUGUGAAUAACCAUAGAAAUCGCUCCUAGGAAUAUGUAAAUAUAUAAAGCUAAGGAUUCAAAUUUGUACAUAUAACAUAUGAAAUGCUGUGUAUAAAAAUAAACUUUUAUUUUUU